Molecule: messenger RNA, 1151 nt
Organism: Mytilus californianus (California mussel)
Lineage: Eukaryota; Metazoa; Mollusca; Bivalvia; Mytilida; Mytilidae
Product: tRNA (adenine(58)-N(1))-methyltransferase catalytic subunit TRMT61A-like
Exons: 3
Coding region: 53-1123 (356 amino acids)
Biological process (GO): tRNA methylation
Cellular component (GO): tRNA (m1A) methyltransferase complex; nucleus
Source: RefSeq, a predicted model, not a curated record
UCUUAAAUCCUACUUCCGCAAAAAUAAAAAAACACGUGAAAUUCAACCAAAAAUGAGUUUCAAGGAGUAUAAAACAAACAUUGAAGAAAAUGACACUGCUAUAUUGUAUCUUGGGUUUGACAACAUGCAUGCUAUUAAAGUUGUCAAGGGACAGACGUUUCAAACGAAAUUUGGAGCCUUACGCUUGUCAAACUUGAUAGGAAAACCUUAUGGAAGUAGAAUACAAUGUCCAAAAGGAUAUCUGUAUGUUCUGUACCCAACCCCAGAAUUGUGGACCCAGAAUUUACCUCACAGAACACAAAUUUUAUACUCUACUGAUAUCAGUUUAGUAACAUUACAGCUAGAUCUGAAACCAGGAUCAGUGGUAGUCGAAUCAGGAACUGGCAGUGGAUCUUUGUCACAUGCCAUCAUCAGAACGGUGGCACCUGAGGGACAUUUAUACACAUUUGAAUUUCAUGAACAGAGAGCACAGAUAGCUAAAGAAGAGUUUGUUGAACAUGGUGUUAGUGAUUUUGUUACUGUUACCCAUAAAGAUGUAUGCCAGGAUGGAUUUGGAUUGAAUGGUAUAGCUGAUGCUGUUUUCCUUGACUUACCAAGACCAUGGGAUGCAAUAACUAGUGCUAAGCAAGCUCUCAAAAGAGAAGGUGGAAGACUAUGUUCCUUUUCUCCUUGUAUAGAACAAGUACAGAAAACAUGUGAAAUACUACAGCAACUGGGGUUUGAAGAUAUAACAUCUAUGGAAUGUUUAGUGAAAAAUUAUGAUGUUAGAACUGUUAAUCUUCCUAUUGCUGAUUUAGGUAAAAAUUCAACUUUAUCAAAUACAGCAUCAGAAGAAAAGAAAGCAUGCAAAGAGAUUGAAGAAAAGGCAGAUUCAGUGAAAAUACAGAAUGAAACUGAGGACUUAGAGACUAAAGAACCAAUGGACACAGACAUUAAAGAAAAGUUAACAUCAAAAGACAAAGACAAGUCUAACAAGGCAGUUGAUAAAAGCAAACUAAGAACUGAUUUUGAUUUGAUAGGAAAGAAAGAACAAUAUAGCUUCUUUUUUAAGACAGGGGUAUUUCCUCAGAAUAUGCCAGGGCAUACUGGAUAUUUGACUUUCUGUACAUUAUAUCCAUCAUAAUAAAAAUAAAAAUUCGUUUUCAACAACA